UUAUAGUGCACCCAAGCCAAAUCCAUUUUCACUUUCGUACAAGUAGCGAGUUUCGAAGCAUUUACAAAUCAAUAUUUAUUUCUUCGCGUGGUCUAAGAUGAAAGUAAGCACGGUUUCAAUUGUCAUGGCAAUCAUUUGCAUCCUGUCAUCUUGGCCGAGCGCAGAGAGCGGCGAUACUAUUGCAAUUGCCGCCAACAAUUCUACUGCAAUUGCUGUCAACGAGGGCUCAGAUGCUACAGGCCCAAAAGUGGUCGUACCAAAUCCAAGUAAACCACAACCAAGUACACCACAACUAAGUACACCACAAAUAAGUACACCACAACCAAGUACACCACAACUGAGUACACCACAACUGAGUACACCACAACCAAGUACACCAUCAAACGCGGGCAGUUCGAGUGGAAAUAAUGGCGAAAACCCGGAAUCGGACAAAAUUAAAACAACAACCAUGAGCGAUAGUGAGUGGAGAGAGGAGUUUGAAAGAAGACAAGAUGAAAUAUAUGAAGAGAUGAAGAGAAAUGAGGCAGACAGAGACAUCAGUACUUUGAUGAAGCGUAUCCAACAAGCUCUGCAAAGGGGUCUAUGUGAGUCCAAGAUAGCAGAACUAAAUGUCGCCAUGAAAAUAUUAAUGAAAGCUAGUGGCAACUAUGACUCGAGUGUUAAGAGAGCUGCCUACAACGAAGCGCUUGAUAUACUCACCAGAGUCUUGAAUGGGUGAAGUGCCAGCUUAAACGAGAGUUACAUAUAUAUAACACACUAUAACUGAUGAUAUAAACAAUUUAUGUUAUAAGAGAUACCUUACAUUCUAUGAUAUGUUAUAAAAUCCGAUCCACAUUUUGAAACCAUGGCAGCCAUAUCUCCAGUUUUUGUGCGAUAAAUAUAAAUCUAUUGAGCA
Bactrocera dorsalis (oriental fruit fly) is the source of this 895-nucleotide messenger RNA. Its product is annotated as nuclear transcription factor Y subunit gamma-like. NCBI's taxonomy places the organism in Eukaryota, Metazoa, Arthropoda, Insecta, Diptera, Tephritidae. The coding region runs from base 98 to 718 and encodes 206 amino acids. The transcript is spliced from 2 exons. The record is from RefSeq and is a predicted model, not a curated record.